UUUUUCUCAAUUUCAAUAUUUUUUCUUCAGAGUGAAAAAAUGGCAACUCAAUCAACUAGGCAUGCUGCUGAAAAUGUUGCCACUGCUUUUGUGGUUCAAUACUAUAACAUUUUACAAAAGCUAAUUGACCAAUCAUAUCGAUUUUACAAGGAAAGAAGUGUCCUAAGUUGGCCACUUCCAGAUGGUGAAAUUAAGUCUGUGACAACUUCUCAAGGCAUAAACGAUUUUAUCAUUUCAUCACAUUUUAAGGAUAGCAAAGUCGAAGUCAUAACUAUUGACUCUCAAUCAUCUAUGGCUGGAGGUGUUCUAGUGAUGGUUACAGCUUGCUUGAUAGGACAAGACGAGUCGAAAAAAAGGUUCUCUCAAACUUUUUUCCUUGCUCCACAAGAAACAGGAUACUAUGUGAUGAACGAUAUUUUUCGAUUUAUUGGUGAGGAAGAAUCUUCAACAAUUGUUGAGGAAAAUGUUUUAGUUGAUUCUCCUUUGGCUAUUGGGAGCAAAGAUGAAAACAUUGUUGAUCAAGUUGGUCACAAGCCUUCACUCACUUCAAACCAAAAAGAACAAAAACAAAAAGAGGCUCCAAAAAUUAGCUAUGCUUCAAUGAUAAAGCAAGGUAGGCCCUCGCCACCAACAAAUGCCCCUCACAAGAUUGUAAGGGUUGUCACGAUUACUGAUCUCCCAUCAACACCUAAAAAAAUUCAACAACCCAACAACAACUUCGUUCAGGCACCGACAAUUACACAAGACAAUUCUAAUGACAUCCAGUAUAAAUCGAUAUAUAUUGGAGGAUUACCAUCCAACACAACAAGGAAUGAUCUAUAUGCUAUAGUUAAAGAAUUUGGACCAGUUCACACUCAUGAAGUUCAAUUAAAAACUUAUGAGGAUGGAUAUUGCUGUGGGUUUGUGCAUUUUCAAGAUGCAAUUUCUGCUAAAAAUGCUGUCCAAACUCAUUACAUUAUUGUGAAAGGAAAAAGGGCUUACAUAAGAUUCAAGAGACCUGACAAAGUUCACGGCGAGAGGAGAAACUCUCCAUCGGAGAAAGGUGAAUUUCGCGGCGGUCGCCGGCCUCAAAGUUCUGAUGGACGAUGGGGAGAAGGUUACAAACAGAACUACAUGAUGAGGGAUCAAAGAGGGGGUGGCAACUAUAUUAAUUAGUGUUGUUGUAGGCCUUAGUCCAAAACAAUAUUUGGUUUUUGGAUGGUUUUAAAAAACUAAUAUUCCAAAUUUAAUUUAUAGAUAUUUAUAUCUAUGAAAUAUAGAAAAGACAUAAGUUUCAACUCAUUUCGAAGUUGCUUCAAUAGUUUAUUGGAUGUGAUUUUAUAAUUGUUACAAAUUAAGGUAAACUAUCAUUGUGGUCUUUUAUUC
Molecule: messenger RNA, 1365 nt
Organism: Solanum dulcamara
Lineage: Eukaryota; Viridiplantae; Streptophyta; Magnoliopsida; Solanales; Solanaceae
Product: nuclear transport factor 2-like
Exons: 9
Coding region: 40-1155 (371 amino acids)
Cellular component (GO): cytosol; ribonucleoprotein complex
Molecular function (GO): mRNA binding
Source: RefSeq, a predicted model, not a curated record